This is a messenger RNA of Drosophila rhopaloa, 2441 nucleotides long. RefSeq lists its product as uncharacterized. Gene Ontology annotation, molecular function: DNA-binding transcription factor activity, RNA polymerase II-specific; RNA polymerase II cis-regulatory region sequence-specific DNA binding. The coding region runs from base 345 to 2150 and encodes 601 amino acids. NCBI's taxonomy places the organism in Eukaryota, Metazoa, Arthropoda, Insecta, Diptera, Drosophilidae. The record is from RefSeq and is a predicted model, not a curated record. The transcript is spliced from 2 exons. Gene Ontology annotation, biological process: anatomical structure morphogenesis; regulation of transcription by RNA polymerase II; cell differentiation.
GUCGACCACACGUUCCUGAUUUCAUUUAAAUUGAUGUCCCAGCAAAUAAAAUAUUUACAAUACAUAUUGUGGUAAAAUUUUGUGUACUACAUAAAAACCAGUGCUUCUGAAGUGGUUCCGAAUAAUUAGUGUUGUUAAUAUAUACAUAAAUUUGUAUGGUAAAUGAUUACCUGUGAAAGUGAUUACGCUUAAUAACGGUUAACACUAAUCAAUACCUUGAAGAUAACGUGAAUUUAUGCGGACAUGCUGAAAUUAUAUCGUACCGUUUGCGCAAAUAAAUUGUUUAACUUAAUGAUCUUCAAGGACGGAAUAAAGAAGGUUCUAGUGUGGAUGUAAAAAACCAAAUGGCUCACUCUGACUUGGCUGCUUCGCAGGCGACCACUGCCGAGCAGGAUCAUGGAACCACGUCCAGCAGCGGUCAUGUUCCCAAGCAAACGUUGUCCAGCAUAUAUCCACUUGGACCGCCAAGAAAUUCACAAACUCAGGCCACGACGAUGGCUCUGGAGCAAUACCGCCUGCAGCUGUACAACUACGCCCUAAACAUUGAACGCUUUCGAUGCCCCCAAUACGCCGCAGGAGGCGGUGGUGGCACAAGUACUCCGUGGCUGCACUUAAGCCCUUACGGACACCAUGGCUCGGGCAACAUUCCAGCUGUCAACCGAAUGGCCGCACUGUCAACCAUUUCCCUCUUCCCCCAAACGCAACGCAUUUUUCAACCCGAGGAGCCCAAGCCGCAACACAGCUACAUUGGGCUCAUUGCCAUGGCCAUUUUGAGCUCAACUGAAAUGAAGUUGGUCCUCUCAGACAUUUACCAAUACAUUUUGGAUAAUUAUCCGUAUUUUAGAAGCCGAGGCCCGGGCUGGAGGAACUCCAUCAGGCACAACCUCUCACUUAAUGAUUGUUUUAUCAAAUCUGGCCGCAGUGCAAAUGGCAAGGGCCAUUAUUGGGCAAUACAUCCGGCAAACAUGGAUGAUUUUCGCAAAGGAGACUUCAGACGUCGAAAGGCCCAGCGCAAAGUCCGAAAGCACAUGGGUCUGUCAGUGGACGAUGCCAGUACUGACUCGCCCAGUCCGCCCCCCUUGGAUCUCACCACUCCACCUCCGCCCAGCUCUCAGUCAGCCAUGCAACUUUCGGCGUUGGGAUAUCCGUAUCACCAACAGUACAUAGGCCAGUUCUUUAAUCGGGGCUCAGCACACGGUAUGCCACAGUACCCCUCCGCAGACCCAGUCACAGCAAUGCAGCGACAACAGCCCAGCCAGCUGGACCAGGUAGUACAACCGGCUCAGGCCCAGCAGCCACAUGCCCAGCAUCAGCACAUUGCCUACAUCAACUCCACCACGACAACAACCAUUGCGAACAUGUUUUCGCAGACUCGGAAGCGUCAGUUUGACGUGGCUUCGCUCCUGGCACCCGAUGUCCAGAUUGUUGACAUUGUCUCCGAAGAUCAGGAUUCCUUAGUUAGGCCAGCGACAACGGCACGGACGACGACACAAACCCACACGGUCAUAACAAAGCAAACUAUACAUCGUGAGGUUGUUUUGGGAUUGGAACAACCUGUGACCGAUGCCGACAUUGACACCGACAUUGAUGUCGAAGUUAACGUGGAUGUGGUAGACGAAAGUAUCAAUCCUGAUCCUGAUCACUAUCCGGAUGCGAAUGCAGAUCCAGAAGCGGAUGACCAGGAAAAGAGCAGAGGAACUAUAAAGCAACUGUUUUCUGUUGAGGACAAUAACUCGUACCUAAGCGAUGGCAGGCUGUCUUCACUCGAAGCCGACCCCGAUCAUGAUCCCGAAGAUCUUGACCAGCACCACUACUCCAUUUCCAGCUCGGCAGCCAGGUCCUUGGGCAGCAGCAGCAGCCAACACGAAGAGUCCAGCUCAUUAGAGGAAUGUCCCAUGGCAGAGCCCACUGUUGCUCCCAGAUCUGCACUCAUCUCGCCCAUUCCUUCUGCGAUCCCAUCCACUCUGUCAGUUGCCAUUCCAAACGCAUACAUCGAGCUCAACCAUGUUGAUCCUCACAUGCUCAGUAGAUACUAUGGGACGUACAUGGCCGCAGCUGCGCGUCGGGCUAAUAUGGAGGCAUCUAAGACUGCAAGAUCGACUUCUAUUACUCCACCUCCAAAAACCAAAAUAGUCUCACAGAAGCAUUAGAUCCAUUCUGAUAAGCAACUAACAUUGUUGGAAUGUGCGAGACCAAUGUCCGUAUAUAUAUUUCGAAAACUGAUGUCCCACCCUGCAAUACAAAUACAUACCUAAAUCGAUAUUUAUAAAAUAGGGUUCAUUCAAUGCAGUUUUAUAUACUUUAACGAACGUAAAUAAAUGUUAAAUUAUUGUUAAACUUCGUAGGUCGCAAAAUAAAUUUAGUGACUUAAUAAAAUUUAGUACUGUAAAUCUCACUCAUCCCGAUAAUCAAUCAAUAAAGCCCAAUUUUCAGAAUGGUCA